Messenger RNA from Penicillium manginii, 435 nucleotides. RefSeq lists its product as uncharacterized. Gene Ontology annotation, biological process: regulation of transcription by RNA polymerase II. The transcript has a single exon. The record is from RefSeq and is a predicted model, not a curated record. The coding region runs from base 1 to 435 and encodes 144 amino acids. Gene Ontology annotation, molecular function: DNA-binding transcription activator activity, RNA polymerase II-specific. NCBI's taxonomy places the organism in Eukaryota, Fungi, Ascomycota, Eurotiomycetes, Eurotiales, Aspergillaceae.
AUGAGGACUAACGCGUACCGAAGUGAUCGGAAUACCUGUCUAGCAAAUGAACCUCGACUCUCGGACCUGAAAAACCUCGUCUUAAAUCAGAUUUCCGAGCCGGAGGAACAAGUCAAGUACCUAGAUGCUGUGGACAAACUUGGCACCGCAUUUCGUUUCAUGAGUGUCGCAAAACAACCACUCGAGCCGGGUGCAGCUUUCGUGUGGCCAAUUUUGCUACAGCGAGACACCAUCCAUCUCUUCAUGCAAAGGUCUCCGAUUUCACUCUUACUGCUGGCACACUAUUGUGUAAUCUUGCAUCAUCUGGAUGGCUACUGGUUCUUACACGGGUGGUACAAAGCACUACUGCUUGAAAUCACCGAGAUCAUGCCUUCUGAAUUGCAGCCUUGGGUUCUUUGGCCGAAAAAUGUCUGCGGCUUGGUUGAUCUUUUAUAA